UUGAUAUAAAGGUCACCUAGGAAUGUUGAUCAGAAGAAUAUGAUUUUAUUAAUGUCUUGUAGAAUACAAAUAAACUUUUGAUAUAUAUAUAAGGGCUCACGCCCGGACUGUGUAAUAAUGUAGAAUGUACUAAUGAGGUGAAGUCAUGAAAAGUAUUAUAUUAUUCAUAUUUACGACGAAUACACACACCUACUGAGUUUCGGAAAUAAUUUCCCUUAUCAGUGAGAAGAAGUUGUCUCAGGAACACCAUUAAAAGAAAUAAUUGAUUUAAUAUCCUUUAUGUCAGGGAAACUCACAGGAGGCCUGCAAAUCCAGUGCUAAAUGCAAUCUGAAUUAUGACAGCGGGGCAAAGGUACCCAAGAAAUCACAAAUCUGCCUUUUAGCAUCGCUCACCCAGGCAUAAAUGUCACUUCAAUGACUUCAUGUAAAAUUUAUUCCCGUCAAUAUCGCCUUGUCACCAUUAUGCUCCUGUUGAUACCACAGCCUAAUAUUUUAUGACAUGUAAUUUGUCAGUUUGUUUAUUCUGAAUAGUGUCGUUUUCAUCACGUCAAUUAAUCGUGUCCGGAUGCUUGCCCGGGGCUACGACAGAAAACAGUUAGGGAACGGUCGAUAGCUGGUGUGCUUCACUCGGAAGACUUUUCAGGCUUGUUGCCAUCUCCUCAAUGCACGUGUGACCGACCACCAGAUCCAUUACCAACACAACCAUGAAUGCAGCGGUGGAUGCACUGGCCCAAACACUUAACGCUACCAACGUCACCGGUGGAUCCAAAUCGCAAGGGUUACCUCCCCUGUUGCUCGGUUUCGCCAUCGCUCAGCCAUUCAUCUGGUUCUUCAUGUUUACAAGUAACCUCAUUGUGUUGAUAGUUUACAAACGCUACCUGGGAUUUAAAGUACACACAAAUGUGUUCGUAUAUAAUAUAUCGGUUGUGGAUUUUUGCAUGUCGUUUAACAUGCUUUUUCAAAUGUUGUUUUUCCUUCUACCUAAACUGAAUUCGACGGAGUUCCUUUGCAUGUUUCAAAUGGAACUAAUGAGUUUCUUAACGACAGUGUCACUGCUUAGUGGCAUAUUUGCGACAAUAGACCGGUUUUUGAUAAUCGUGUACAACAACCAGUACCACAACAUAAUGUCGAUGCGGAACGUAAAGAUCAUGGUGGCCGUUGCCUGGAUUUACUCCUUCUGCUACGCAGGGGUGCCGUUUUUCGUCAACAAUUGGGACAUUUACCCCAAAUGUGAAUUUGUCCGUGUUGUCCCAGCAUGGUAUAUCGGAUUUGGAUCUUGUCAACAAAUACUGUCAACAAUCUGCGAAAUCUGUUUCUACGUUGCAAUAUUUCACGUCGCCCACAGUCGACGCCGUAACGUCAGUCGAGAAGCUGGAUCCGCCAGGCGAGAACAGAGCUUACGAGGUGCAAAGUUCAUGGGUGUUGUUCUGAUUGUGUACUCCCUUUGCUGGACCCCCUUUGCCAUACUGGGCCUCAUUCAGAUCUUCAGUUACCAUCCUGUGCUAACGUACGUCCGAAUGACAUCGGUAUACCUCGGAAUAUCCAACUCUCUUCUCAAUCCUAUCGUUUACGCGUGGCAGAAAAGGGAUUUCAGGGACGGGUGUAAGCGACUGCUUCGCUGUCCUAGGUCAAAGGUCAACCCCAGCAGCGGGUCAAGGGCAAUUUGGAACACGACCCAGAGAGAGUCGUGAAUUAAUUUUAAGAAAGAGAAAUGACUGAAAAACUUUGCCAAUGGGACUCUUAAGAUUACACGAGGGAACAGGGGGAUCUAUUUGUUGUGGAGGGUUAAAGUGAUGCAGAGUACCACUAUAGGCGGAUCAAGAGGGUCUGCCCACCCCCAACCCCAAAUGUAGUAUGUUGUAGACAAUCCUGCCCACCCCCAACUGAGAGAGCAUUUUGAAUUUUUGGACCCCUCCCUUUGAAGAAUUCUGGAUCCGCCCUUGGUACCAUGACCGUAUAACACGUCUCCCAGUGGUAUCAAGUUUCAGAACCUUGAUGUAAAGGUUCAGACACAGCAGGACCAUAUAUUAAUGUUAAUGACCCCGAGAACUCCUCAUCCGCAUGUUUUGCCUUACCUGCAGGACCUCUUGUGUGAAUGGUAUAAUCUUGAUAUUGAUGUCUACGGCUUGUUGGCAUGCUUAAAUUAACAUUCAUAUAACAGUCAGAUAAGUUAGAACUUAGAUGGCACUUGUGAUAUGAUGCAGUACAACAUGGAUUGGCAUACGAGGUUGGUCACUGAAUCUUUUAGCACCCACAAUCAGGAAGUUACUUCAUCUUUUACUCGUAAUGUGUGUAUUGUCCAUUUUUAAGUUGAGCCUUCUCUUUGCCUUGUUCGUUACCGCUCCAUCGAUCUUAAUUAUAAAGACAUGGUCAUUUCAACUU
This is a messenger RNA of Haliotis rufescens (red abalone), 2382 nucleotides long. Its product is annotated as mu-type opioid receptor-like. Gene Ontology annotation, cellular component: membrane. Gene Ontology annotation, molecular function: G protein-coupled receptor activity. The coding region runs from base 705 to 1691 and encodes 328 amino acids. NCBI's taxonomy places the organism in Eukaryota, Metazoa, Mollusca, Gastropoda, Lepetellida, Haliotidae. The record is from RefSeq and is a predicted model, not a curated record. Gene Ontology annotation, biological process: G protein-coupled receptor signaling pathway. The transcript is spliced from 2 exons.